AUCAGCGACCCCGGAACUGAACUUGGGAAUUUUACAGGAGAGAAGGACCCGGAUCCCAAAUGGGACCGAGCCGGGGUUCCGCGUGGGAAUGUCAGGAUUCCGUAUGGGAAUGUGUCGGGAUUUCAUGUAGGAUCGAGUCGGGAUGCCACGUGGGAUUGAGUCGGGAUUCCACGUGGGAUCGAGUCGGGAUUCCACGUGGGAACACGUCGGAAUCCCAUACGGGAAUGUCAGGAUCCCAGGUGGGAAUGUUGGGAUCCCGUAUGAGAAUGCCCGAAUUCCCUAUGGGAAUGUCAGGAUCCCAUACGGAAGUGUCGGAAUUCCAUACGGAAAUGUCGGGAUCCCGCGUGGGAAUGCCCAAAUUCCAUAUGGGAUCCCAUGUGGAAAUGUCGGGAUCCUGUGUGGGAAUGUUGGGAUCUCACGUGGGAAUGUUGAGAUCACGUGUGACAAUUCCAGGAUCCCGCGUGGGAAUGUCCAAAUCCCACGUGGGAAUGUCGGGAUCCCAUACAGGAAUGCCUGGAUUCCGUACAGAAAUGUCGGGAUCCUGUGUGGGAAUGCCGAGAUCCCACGUGGGAAUGUCGGGAUCCCACGUGGGAACGCUGGAAUCCCGUGUGACAAUGCCAGGAUCCCGUGUGGGAACUCUGGAAUCCCAUGUGGAAAUAGCAGGAUCCCGUGUGGGAAUGCCCAAAUUCCGCGUGGGAACCCCGGGAUCCCGUGUGGGAACGCCGGGAUCCCGUGUGGGAAUGCCCAAAUCCCGUGUGGGAACGCCGGGAUCCCGUGUGGGAAUGCCCAAAUCCCGUGUGGGAACGCCGGGAUCCCGUGUGGGAAUGCCCAAAUCCCGUGUGGGAACGCUGGGAUCCCGUGUGGGAAUGCCGGGAUCCCAUGUGGGAAUGCCCAAAUUCCGUGAGGGAACGCCGGGAUCCUGUGUGGGAAUGCCCAAAUUCCAUGUGGGAACGCCGGGAUCCCGUGUGGGAAUGCCCAAAUUCCGCGUGGGAACGCCGGGACGCCGCGGGAGCGCGUGCUCUGCACAGACAGAUCUCCAUAAACCACGGCUCCGCCGCUUCCGCCUUCUCCGGCGUCCCGUGGGGGGCUGGGAAGCAACGGAGGGGAUCCGGCCCCGGGAAUGGGGAUCCGGCCCCGGGAAUGGGGAUCCGACCCAGGAUGGGAUCCGGAGCUGGGAAUUUGGAUCAGGGCACUGGAACUGGGAUCUGGCCCUGUGA
This is a messenger RNA of Passer montanus (Eurasian tree sparrow), 1217 nucleotides long. RefSeq names its product neuroblast differentiation-associated protein AHNAK-like. The record is from RefSeq and is a predicted model, not a curated record. Lineage: Eukaryota; Metazoa; Chordata; Aves; Passeriformes; Passeridae. The transcript is spliced from 3 exons. The coding region runs from base 60 to 1217 and encodes 385 amino acids.